Gloeophyllum trabeum ATCC 11539 is the source of this 716-nucleotide messenger RNA. RefSeq names its product UPF0220-domain-containing protein. Gene Ontology annotation, biological process: protein targeting to vacuole; late endosome to vacuole transport via multivesicular body sorting pathway. The record is from RefSeq and is a predicted model, not a curated record. The coding region runs from base 60 to 617 and encodes 185 amino acids. Gene Ontology annotation, cellular component: fungal-type vacuole membrane; Vps55/Vps68 complex. Lineage: Eukaryota; Fungi; Basidiomycota; Agaricomycetes; Gloeophyllales; Gloeophyllaceae. The transcript has 3 exons.
CCUCGCCUUCGCCGCUGCGGGCAACGACGAACAAACAACUCCUACCGCCGCCGCCAACGAUGUCCCUCCCGCGAAGCAACUACGACCCGCGGCGCGUCUGCGUCAACCCCUUCCCCAACGUCUCCCUCGACAAGCACAAGCGCUCCAUCGGCGUCUACCUCGCCGGCGCCCUCUUCGCAUUCGCCUGCUGGACCUUCUGGGACGCCGCCAUCCUCUCGCGGCAUGCGCGUCCGCCUUCCGAUGAGCCCGCGUACGGCGUGCCCGUGCACGUCACCUUCGUCGACUGGGUCCCCGGGAUCUGUUCCGUGCUGGGCUUCAUCAUCGUCAACCUGAUCGACAAGGACCGCGUGCGGGGCGACGAUGCGUUCAGCGGGGACGGCGGCGCGGUGUGGCGCGCGCGGUUGUUCCUGUUCAUUGGGUUCGCGUUCAUGGCGGGCGGCUUGGCGGGCAGUAUUGCUCUGCAUGUUCUGAAGUAUUAUCUCCACGAGUACCCGGAGCAGUUCCUUUACUACGGGUACGCGAACAUGUCGCAGAACGUGUGUUUCAUGCUGUCGGCGGUGGUCCUCUGGCUCGCGCAGAGCAGCAGCUCGGAAUAUGAGUACAACUUAACCCUAUGAGAGGGGGUAAGUACGCGAGAGACCGUCAGGGGGUGGUUGUACGUCCUGUUUUCUGUACCCCAAUAAAUCACUGCCACCGAUGAAUAGAGGUGUGAUGGC